Molecule: messenger RNA, 6430 nt
Organism: Camelus dromedarius (Arabian camel)
Lineage: Eukaryota; Metazoa; Chordata; Mammalia; Artiodactyla; Camelidae
Gene: SETD5
Product: SET domain containing 5
Exons: 28
Coding region: 1483-6012 (1509 amino acids)
Biological process (GO): regulation of DNA-templated transcription
Cellular component (GO): Set3 complex; Rpd3L-Expanded complex
Source: RefSeq, a predicted model, not a curated record
GCUGAGUGAGCUGCUGCCGCCGCCGCCGCCGCCGCCGCCGGGGGAGGGGCGGCCGCCGCCCGCCUGCGCUCAGAGACUCACGCAGCCCCAGUCCCGCCAGUCCGCCAACACUGUAGUGCCGGCCCCCCCCUUCCCUGGCCCUUCCCCCUCCCCGCCUUUGGCUCGCUCCGCCUUUCUGCCCCCCACCCCCACCUCACGGGUUCGGGCCAUUCCCGGCCAGGAAACGCCGUGGCGCCGCUUUGGGCCUAACUCGAGUCCUGCUGCCUCCCGGGAGUGCCGUGCGCCGCAGCCCGGGCCCAGGCCUGGGAUAAGGUCUUCAGAGCUACUGGCAGAUAAUUUUGGGGGACUUCAUAUUCAGAGGUCUAUAAAAAGAGUUCCUCAUGUCCAUAACAUGUUGGUUAAGGCUCUGCAGCUCACCCCCACUCUCAGAGUGGCCAGUCUCCAAUAAUUGGACCCCGUGAUUUCUGCUCUGCUGUGUUGGACGUCAUGAGCAUUGCAAUCCCUCUGGGAGUCACCACACCAGAUACAUCCUACUCAGAUAUGGCUGCUGGAUCAGAAAAGGAAGUGGAAGCCCCCUACCUUUCAAGACGAAGUGGCACUACACCAGGAUGUGAAAGUCCAGCGAAAGAGACCCAAGGGGCCUAGGGGGCAGCACACCCCCAGAAGCCAAGUCUAUUCCAGGCAGUACCAGGGAUUAGGGUCUGGGCUGGAAAAAUCCUGGUGUUUUGAAUAUGUUCAGGUCCAGUUCAGACUCUUGAUCCCACAGCCACUUCUUGAGUGAGACUUGCACAUGAAGUGCAUAUGUUCAUAUUUACCCAGUUUGGAGAUGGGUAAGAUACAACCAACAUAGCUCCAUCUCCAUGGCCAUCUUUUAUUCCAUAUCACUUUCCUUUUUCCCGUCCAAAAAAAAAAAAUCCAUUUCUAAUAAACAGCUGUCAUGUUUCACCCCAUGUGUUCAGUGAUUUCUCUUAUAUAAAAUACGUACAGCUCUUUGGAAUAUUUGUUCAUCUAGUAAAUUAACAAUAUUGUGUAGUUACUACUUUCUCUUAACUGUCCAUCAUAGAAACUAAAUUCUACCUUCAUUUUAUUAAUGCUUGUUUGCCUUUGGUUUCGUUUAGGAAACCCCACCUGUUUCCUAAUUCUCAGAGCUGAUUGCCUCUCAGUGAGCCAUGUUCAGAUCAUCUUUUUCUCAAGAAUACUGACCUGCAUUCUUGAUGUAUCCCCCGCCCAGUUCCCAUCUUGCAGACACUCUUAAGUAAUAAAAUGCAUGCAGUUCACUAACAGAGAAUACUUUCCUAUGUCUAAAGUUCUUCUUCACCCAGAAAUUACCUUUGCUGUUAUUAAUAAGAUCCCUUCUCACAGUUUUGGAGCAUAUAACUAGGGUAUCCUGUCUUGGUAGUGAAUGGAAGAGGGCCUGGUCCCUGGGGCAGUGCAGAAGGCACUUUCAUCAUCUCACUCACUGCAAAUGUCAUGUGAGGUUUCAUGGAAGUAUUAAGAGAUCCAAUUAAGAAGAAUAGUUCUGAGUCUAAACCAGCCCAGAGUGGCUUCUCUAGGGGAAACUCCCUGCUCAGCUGCCCUGAAUCUGUGGAGGCUAGUCCAGCAGUUAAUGAGAAGAGCGUGUAUUCCACUCAUAAUUAUGGGACCACUCAGAGGCAUGGGUGUCGAGGACUGCCUUAUGCUGAUCAUAAUUACGGAGCCCCUCCUCCUCCGACACCUCCUGCUUCUCCCCCUGUCCAGACGAUCAUCCCUCGUUCUGACCUGAAUGGCCUGCCGUCGCCCGUAGAGGAACGCUGUGGAGACAGCCCGAACUCUGAAGGAGAGACUGUUCCUACCUGGUGUCCUUGUGGUCUUUCUCAGGAUGGCUUCCUUCUCAACUGUGACAAGUGCAGGGGAAUGAGCAGGGGGAAGGUUAUUAGACUUCAUCGGCGGAAGCAGGACAACAUAUCAGGUGGGGAUAGCAGUGCAACAGAAAGCUGGGAUGAGGAGCUUUCUCCUUCCACUGUGUUGUAUACAGCAACACAGCACACACCUACAAGCAUCACCUUAACUGUUAGAAGAACCAAACCCAAGAAGCGGAAAAAGAGUCCAGAAAAGGGUCGUGCAGCACCAAAGACGAAGAAAAUCAAGGCAUUUCGAGAGGGAUCCCGGAAGUCCUUGCGGAUGAAGAAUUCUCCUUCUGAAGCACAGAAUUUAGAUGAGAAUACAACUGAGGGAUGGGAAAAUCGGAUAAGACUAUGGACUGAUCAGUAUGAAGAAGCCUUCACUAAUCAAUAUAGUGCAGAUGUACAGAACGCCCUUGAACAACAUCUACAUUCUAGCAAGGAGUUUGUGGGCAAACCUGCUAUUUUAGACACUAUUAAUAAGACUGAAUUGGCCUGUAAUAAUACAGUUAUUGGUUCCCAAAUGCAGCUACAGUUGGGAAGAGUCACUCGUGUUCAGAAGCACCGGAAGAUCCUGAGGGCUGCAAGAGAUUUGGCUUUGGACACUCUUAUAAUAGAGUAUCGAGGCAAAGUCAUGUUACGGCAGCAGUUUGAGGUCAAUGGGCAUUUCUUCAAAAAACCAUACCCCUUUGUGCUCUUCUACUCAAAAUUCAAUGGUGUAGAGAUGUGUGUGGAUGCACGUACUUUCGGUAAUGAUGCUCGGUUCAUCAGAAGAUCGUGUACACCAAAUGCAGAGGUGCGACACAUGAUUGCAGAUGGUAUGAUUCACCUGUGUAUUUAUGCUGUGUCUGCCAUCACCAAGGACGCCGAGGUCACCAUAGCGUUUGAUUAUGAGUACAGUAACUGUAAUUAUAAAGUGGACUGUGCAUGUCACAAGGGGAACCGGAAUUGCCCUAUACAGAAAAGGAAUCCCAAUGCUGCAGACCCUCCGCUCCCACCUCCUCCAAGCCUGCCCACCGUCGGAGCAGAAACAAGACGGAGAAAAGCACGACGGAAAGAACUAGAGAUGGAGCAGCAGAAUGAGCCUCCUGAAGAGAACAACCAGCAACCAGAGCAAAUUCCUGAGAAAGUAACUGUAUCCAGCGACCAUGAGAGCUUAAGAGUACAGCUGAGUGGUGCCUCUGUCUUAAAGGAAAUAGACAAUCCAGAAGAAAAAGCAGAAGAGGAGAAAGAAGAGGUUACAGAUGACCAAGAGAACCCAGCUCAUGGCAGGAGGACCCGGGAAGAUAGGAAGGUUGAAGCCAUCAUGCAUGCUUUCGAAAACUUAGAGAAAAGAAAGAAGCGGCGGGAUCAGCCCUUGGAACAAAGCAGCUCUGACAUAGAGGUCACUACCACCACCUCAGAGACUCCUGUGGGAGAGGAGACAAAAACUGAAGUCCCUGAACCUGAAGUUAGCAACCCUGCUUCAAAUAUUGUCAUCCCAAGCACCCCACAGACUGUUGGAGUGAACACCCGGAGGUCUUCCCAAGCAGGGGAUGUUGCUGCAGAAAAGCCAGUCCCCAAACCACCUCCAGCAAAGCCCUCUAGGCCCCGACCGAAGAGUCGAAUUUCUCGGUACCGGACCAGUUCAGCCCAAAGACUAAAGCGUCAGAAACAGGCCAUUGCACAGCAGGCAGAGUUGUCACAAGCUGCCUUGGAAGAGGGAGGAAAUAACAGCUCAGUAACUCCUACUGAAGCUGGAAACACAGACAGUUCAGGAGAAAACAGACAAUUAACAGGGUCUGACCCAACUGUGGUAUCAGUUACUGGAUCCCACGUCAACCGUGCUGCAUCUAAAUACCCCAAAACCAAAAAGUAUCUAGUUACAGAAUGGUUGAAUGACAAAGCAGAGAAGCAAGAAUGCCCUGUUGAGUGCCCUUUACGUAUCACCACGGACCCAACUGUACUGGCAACGACCCUGAACAUGUUACCCGGUCUUAUCCAUUCCCCGUUAAUUUGCACCACCCCCAAACACUACAUUCGCUUUGGCUCGCCCUUUAUCCCUGAGAGGCGUCGAAGGCCGCUUCUGCCUGAUGGCACAUUCAGCUCCUGUAAAAAGCGCUGGAUAAAGCAAGCCUUGGAAGAAGGGAUGACCCAAACAUCAUCUGUACCCCAGGAGACUAGAACUCAGCACCUAUACCAAAGUAAUGAGAAUAGUAACUCGUCUAGUAUCUGCAAAGACAAUGCAGACUUGUUGAGCCCAUUAAAGAAAUGGAAGUCUCGCUAUCUGAUGGAGCAGAAUGUCACCAAGUUACUGCGGCCUCUUUCUCCAGUCACACCGCCCCCUCCCAGUGCAGGCUCAAAGAGCCCCCCGCUGACCACACCUGGCCCGUCUCACCCGGAAGAGGAGUGUCGAAAUGGAUACAGCCUCAUGUUCUCACCAAUCACGUCUAUUACUACUGCUAGUCGCUGCAAUACUCCUCUGCAGUUUGAGAACAUAUCCUCCCCUGAGAGUUCCCCUGCGAGUAGGCCCGAGUCCCUGUCACCCGAGCUUUGUCAUCGAAAAGAUCUGGACCUGACAAAAGUAGGCUACCUUGACUCCAACACUAACAGCUGUGCUGACAGACCUUCCCUCAUCAACUCAGGUCAUUCUGACCUGACUCCUCAUCCCUCCGUCGGGCCCGCCUCUGAGCCUGGCUUUACAAGCAGGAGUGGCGAUGGACAUCAGACCCUCGUGAGAAACUCGGACCAGGCAUUUCGGACAGAGUUUAACUUGAUGUAUGCCUACUCUCCGUUGAACGCUAUGCCUCGAGCAGAUGGAUUAUAUCGAGGGUCUCCCCUAGUAGGGGAUAGGAAGCCUUUACAUUUGGAUGGGGGAUACUGUUCCCCUGCAGAAGGGUUUCCCAGCAGAUAUGAACAUGGUUUUAUGAAAGACCUCUCUCGUGGCUCCAUGUCCCCUGGUGGCGAAAGGGCUUGUGAAGGAGUCCCAUCGGCCCCCCAGAACCCACCGCAGAGGAAAAAGGUGUCCCUGCUGGAGUACCGCAAACGGAAACAAGAAGCCAAGGAAAAUUCUGCUGGUGGAGGAGGUGACUCUGCACAGAGCAAAAGCAAGUCUGCAGGAGCUGGGCAAGGCAGCAGUAACUCACUUUCUGACACUGGUGGCCAUGGUGUGCAGGGAUCCUCGGCCCGAACCCCAUCUUCCCCUCACAAAAAAUUCUCCCCAUCUCAUUCCUCCAUGUCUCAUUUGGAGGCAGUAAGCCCAUCAGAUUCCAGGAGCACUUCAUCUCACUGCAGACCUCAAGAGAAUAUCAGCAGUAGGUGGAUGGUUCCCACAUCAGUGGAACGGCUCCGAGAAGGAGGGAGCAUCCCCAAGGUCCUCCGAAGCAGUGUGAGGGUGGCCCAGAAAGGAGAGCCUUCUCCCACGUGGGAGAGUAACAUCACAGAAAAAGACCCAGACCCUGCAGAUGGUGAAGGUCCAGAGACACUGAGCUCAGCACUCUCUAAAGGAGCAGCCGUUUACAGCCCUUCCAGAUACAGCUACCAGCUCCUGCAGUGUGAUAGUCCACGGACAGAAUCACAAAGCCUCCUCCAGCAGAGUUCCUCCCCCUUUAGAGGACAUCCCACCCAGUCUCCAGGAUACAGUUAUCGAACUACUGCACUGAGACCUGGGAACCCCCCCUCUCAUGGUUCUUCAGAAUCCUCCCUCUCUUCUGCGUCCUAUUCCAGCCCCGCCCACCCUGUGUCCACAGACUCGUUGGCCUCGUUUACGGGGACACCAGGGUAUUAUAGCAGCCAGCCACAUUCUGGAAACAGCACUGGCAGCAGUCUUCCAAGGAGGAGCUGCCCAUCUAGUGCUGCUAGCCCUACCCCGCAGGGCCCCUCAGACUCUCCAACCUCAGACUCGGUUUCCCAGUCCAGCACAGGAACUCUGAGUUCCACCUCCUUUCCUCAGAACUCUAGGUCGUCAUUGCCAUCAGACUUCCGGACUAUCAGUCUGCCCAGUACUGGGCAGUCAGCAGCCUACCAGGCCUCCAGGGUAUCUGCGGUUUCCAGUUCACAGCACUACCCACAGCGUGGGGGUGCGGGUAUGCACCAGUACCGGCUCCAGCCGCUGCAGGGCUCGGGAGUCAAGACUCAGACAGGACUUUCCUAGGGCUUCUGGACUUGGGCAGACAGAACUGAGUGAGCCCAUAGCUGCUUCUUCCAGCUGCCUCUGGAACCUAGGCCGAGCAUAUUGCUGGGGAAGGGGGUACAAGGUGCCAGAGGAUUGGGUCUGGUCGACAAGAAACAAGACUUGUGGUCGUGACUGGCUCUGGCCCUGGAGAAAGAUGUAAAUCUUGUCUGAAGCAGAGACUAUAAAGAAGUUUCUCCCUGCUGUUAAGGGUACAUUGUUGACAAGCAAAUGGUGUUUUGGUUAGUAAUGGUUCUAAGUGCAAUGAGUUGUGUUGAAGCCUCCGUCUCCCAUCCUUGCCUGUAGCCUGUAGUCACUUGUGCAGUGAGGACAUCUUUUUAAAUCCAAAAAAAAAAAAAAAGUUUUCAAAGGAAAAAAGGUGAAAAGAGCCAAUUUCAAA